This is a messenger RNA of Helobdella robusta, 972 nucleotides long. RefSeq lists its product as hypothetical. Bases 1 to 972 code for a protein of 323 amino acids. The transcript has 6 exons. The record is from RefSeq and is a predicted model, not a curated record. Lineage: Eukaryota; Metazoa; Annelida; Clitellata; Rhynchobdellida; Glossiphoniidae.
AUGUUCUGCCUAAUCUGCUACUUCAUUUUAUACACAGUUGUGAUAUUGUUCAUUUUAUACUUACUAUUCCUUGCCUAUCUCAAACUUACAACUGGCAAGUGUGUUAGUGAUGCUAAGCUGGAUAACAAAACUGUUGUCAUCACCGGAGCUGACAAAGGUAUAGGUUACGAAACAGCUCUCGAUCUAGCUCGGAGGAAUGCCAAGGUCAUCAUGGCUUGUAGAGAUUUGGAAAAUGCCAAAAAAAUGGCCGAGAAGAUCAAAUCAGAAACUGGAAACAAAGAAGUUUAUGUGAGGUAUUUGGAUGUUUCUAAUCUAGCUGGUGUUAGAAAAUUUGCCACAGACUUCCUGAAAGAUGAAAAAAGAUUAGAUGUUCUUAUUAACAAUGCUGGCAUGCUUAGUGCAAGUCAAGACAUAGUUAGGACAUCAGAAGGUUUCGAGAUCACUUUUGUCACUAACUACCUGGGUCCAUUCUUCUUAACUUCACUCUUGCUGGAUCGACUGAAAAAAUGCGCGCCUAGUAGAAUUGUGAAUGUAUCAUCUAUGGUGCAUACGUCCACAACGGAAACGGAUCUCAAAGAUCUAAAUAGUGAACAUUCGAAAAAUGUGAAAAUGCUUUACUCUAGAUCGAAAGCAUUGCAAAUUUUGUCUACUAAGGAGUUAUCCAGGCAGUUAGAAGGAACAGGUGUUACUGUGAACUGCUUGCAUCCUGGUAUAGUCGACACAAACAUAUUCUCCAAAAUGAAGGGACUAUUCUCCGUCAUUGUUAAAAUUAUUAUAUUUCUAAAAUUAGCAAAGACGUCUAAAGAUGGCGCUCAAACUUCUAUAUACGCUGCAGUAGACGAAAAUUUGAAGAAUGUCAGUGGCCAGUAUCUAUCAGACUGCCGAAUCACCGCCUCCUCCAAACUGACCCAAGAUAUGGCCCUAGCGAAGAAAGUGUUUGACAUUAGUGAAGAUUAUUUGGGAAAAUUCUAA